UUAGGUUUAUUGGGGUUGGGACAAACGUCAAAUCAAGAACUCUUUAGCGUUUGCUUGAAACACUUGAAGAAAAGCUUCAAGUAACACUUUAACACAAAAGAAAAAAAAUUCUGAAAACAAUUGAAGUAAUGGUUGAGUUGAAGGCAAAAUGUUUGAAGAAAGCAGUUGUUCCUUGUACUCUUAUAGAGCACCCUUCCCCUGGCAAUCUUCAGUCUACUCGUCUUGCCAUUCAUCAGAUGAAUGAUGAUGACGAUUCUUCUUGUUGGGUCUAUAUUGCUUCUGGUUGCCACAUUUACAGAGUUCUUAUUCCAAUGGAAAAUUCAUUGCUCAACCUAGGAAAGGAGGACCUCCUAAUUCCUGAACAAUGUGAGGUUCUAGAGGCUUCAGUGGUCAAUCGCUGUCCGCAUCGAUCAGAAAUCCAAAGUAUAGUGCUAGCUGAAACUGAAAGCUCUGGUUGCUUAAUACUGGGAAGCGUGGAUUCUUAUGGUCACCUUAUUGUCUCUAGAUUGGAUGCCAGUAGUAAAGAUGUCAACUGGCUUACAUAUUCUGUCUCUCCUCGAGAUUGCGGUGUUGGAGAAGGUAGCUGGGCAGGCCUUUGCUUCAAUCCCACUCAAUUGUCAAUGGCAGCUGUGGCUCACGGUUUCUCCAAAACCAUUGAUGUCUAUGACCAAGAUAUUCAUAUCCGCACUUUACGUCCAUUGUGGCAUCCAUCUUCAGUUAUCUUCAUGCAAAAUUUGGAUUUAGGCAGUGGAAAUUCUGUACUAGCAGUUGCAGAAGGUUGCCAGCUGUCAAUAUGGGACUUGAGAAUGAAAGAAAAAGGGGGUUGUGUGCGUCGAAUCUGUGGAUCUGUAGGAGAUAUGUUGUAUGCAGUCUGUAAUUCUUCAAAAGGUACUAUUGCUACAGGUGGAGCUGAUCGCACUGUGACUGUCUAUGAUCCUCGCAGGUGGUCAGCAGUGUCAAGAUGGCUAAACUGCUCUAAGUAUGAGAUAACUGGACUUGCUUUCUCUUCCGUUGAUCCUGAAUAUGUUUAUGUACAAGGAGUUGACUACGAGGUCCUAUGUGGACGAUGGCGAGAAAGCAAGAAAAUUUUUUCAUAUCGAGGAGAUUCUAACUGGCUUGGAUUUAGCAAGUGUUCAGACAGGGAUGUCUUGGGGGGUUGGUCCGACUCAGGUAGCAUAUUUGUGGCUGAUAUCGGUGAAGUAAAUGGAGUGAACGGAUUACACCUGCCAAACGACUUAGAUUCUCUGCUGCAACAACCUCCGAAUGAAUUUCCUUUCUCUGCAUCCCGCACUUAACUCCAUUUUGUGCCCUCCUCUUGUGUUCACCGAUUGAUAUAUUGAUAAAGGUUCGAUCAGCUGCAAUUGAGAUCUCAGUUGCACUAGUCAUGCGUCACUCGAGCUAUUCGUUUUACAGCGUCAACCAUCUUGUUAAGAGUGUCGUUUACUACGUAUAUUGAUGGUAAGAUGUAAGUUUUAAGAAGCCCGCUUUUCAAAGAAAUGUUUUUUUUUUUUCCAGGAGGGCCUUCAUAGAAAGUGGCAAUCAGUUGAAAUCAAAAGGAUAGGGGUACAAGAGCAACCAAGGAAAACAAAAAUGAGAAAAAGAAGCCAGCAAUAGAGCAACGACCGUGGAGACUGACUUUAUAAAGCCACUUCAUAUCAAAUUAACAGAUCUAGUAUUAUUAUCUGAAUACCAGUCCAAAAAAUUCAUGUAUGCAAUAUCCAAUCAAUUAAUCAUCUAUGCCUUAAUGCUAUAUUAGUUGAUAAAAAAAAAAAAAUCCAAUCUAUUAAAUGUUGAAGUCGUGUUUUUU
Lycium ferocissimum is the source of this 1807-nucleotide messenger RNA. RefSeq lists its product as uncharacterized. NCBI's taxonomy places the organism in Eukaryota, Viridiplantae, Streptophyta, Magnoliopsida, Solanales, Solanaceae. Bases 129 to 1295 code for a protein of 388 amino acids. Gene Ontology annotation, molecular function: protein binding. The record is from RefSeq and is a predicted model, not a curated record. The transcript is spliced from 13 exons.